Molecule: messenger RNA, 1053 nt
Organism: Fusarium fujikuroi IMI 58289
Lineage: Eukaryota; Fungi; Ascomycota; Sordariomycetes; Hypocreales; Nectriaceae
Exons: 1
Coding region: 1-1053 (350 amino acids)
Source: RefSeq, a predicted model, not a curated record
AUGGCUAGCCAGAACAAAUCCCCGCCGGUCUAUGUGACCGUAUCUGCACUCGAUGCUGGGCACCUCACUCUGCCUGAGAACUUAUUUGUCACCGAAGCCCACUGCAACAAGAGAGCAACUGUACCUUCACUCGCGUUCUUUGUGAAACACCCGGCCUAUGGCGGUGGCAGAGACGUAAAUCUUGUCUUUGAUCUAGGUCUGAAGCGGAAUUUGACAGGCUACCCUUCCAAGCAACAAGAACAUAUCGCCAAUCGUCACCCCAUCAUCAGCCGACCAGAUUGCGUCGACAGUCUACAAUACGGGGUUGACUGGGAGCCAGGUAGCAAUGGCGAGACUCUUCUAGAUCCCGCAACGGAUGUUGUUAUGGUGAUCCUCAGCCACGUCCACUGGGACCAUGUUGGUACACCCUCUGACUUCACCAAUGCGUGCUUUGUUGUUGGCUCUGGGACAUUAGAUUUACUUAAGCAUGGAGCAGGGCCUCUCUACCCAACAGAAAUAUUCAAUGAUGACGAACUCCCUGCUUCCAGAACUGUUGAACUCCCAGCUGUCCCUUAUGCUACCAAGGAAGAAGGUUACGACGCUGCCCCGCAUGCCCCCAAGCACACGCACUCACUCCCUGAGACGGUAGCUACACUUCCCAGCUGCGUUCCCGUGGAUUUAUGGUCGUGGGAGCCCUUGGCAAAUCUUCCCCACGUUCUAGAUUUGUUCGGUGAUGGAAGUGUCUUCGUAAUAGACAGCCCGGGUCAUCUCUACGGCCACAUCAACUUAUUACUUCGCGUUGCCGAGCGACGGUUCAUUUAUCUGGGCGGCGACUGCUGCCACGAUCCGAGGAUUCUGAGUGGGCAAAAGGGCAUCGCUCUGUAUGAUGAUGGGAAGGGUGGAAUGAGGAGCGUGCACACGCAUACGGGCGUAGCGCAGAAGACACUGGGUCAAAUCGACAAAUUCGCGAACGAAAUGAGCGUAAACGAGGGAAUUGAAGUAGAGGUUAUUGUUGCUCAUGAUAAGACAUGGAGGGAGAAGAACCGACAUCGGUUCUGGCCGGGCAAGCUUUAG